Messenger RNA from Gadus macrocephalus (Pacific cod), 1749 nucleotides. RefSeq names its product 8-oxoguanine DNA glycosylase (gene ogg1). Gene Ontology annotation, cellular component: nucleus. Gene Ontology annotation, biological process: nucleotide-excision repair; base-excision repair, AP site formation; base-excision repair. Gene Ontology annotation, molecular function: 8-oxo-7,8-dihydroguanine DNA N-glycosylase activity; damaged DNA binding. The record is from RefSeq and is a predicted model, not a curated record. NCBI's taxonomy places the organism in Eukaryota, Metazoa, Chordata, Actinopteri, Gadiformes, Gadidae. The transcript has 7 exons. The coding region runs from base 376 to 1608 and encodes 410 amino acids.
CCAGAGAUGUUACAAGAGCCAUCAAAACAUUGCGUCUUAUCCAUCGAACAAUUUUACAAGGAAAAUGUCCACUGAAUAUAAUUUCUAAAAUCAUUCGUACACUGAACAUCGUUACAAGGAGUUACACUUCAGUCAAAAAGCCACAAACCCAUUGCAAGGUUUUGGUUGGCCAUCAGUAUCAACGCUUAUGACACCGCGAAACGUUUUUGUCCAUCAUUUUUGAUACCUUUAACCCGACUGUAAACAAAAUGUAUUGGCUAGAUUGUCUGAUGUACUUAAAUGAUUGACCACGAACUUCCAACCAACCUUUAAAAAUUGUAAUACCUAUAAUUACACAGUUAUCUAUUAUAGUCUGGAAUGCGUAUUAAUCGUUGAAUGAGCAUCAUCGCGACCAUGGCCAAACACGCAAGGCUCUUUGUAGGGGGAGCAGCCUGGGCAUCAAUGGCUUGUACUAGGUCUCAACUCAGGUUGGAUCUUACUUUGGGUUGUGGACAAACUUUCCGCUGGAGAGAGACUGGAGAUGGACACUGGACGGGCGUGAUGGGAGGAAGAGUCUGGACGCUAACACAAACAGAUGAUCGACUGUGGUAUCACGUCUAUAAUAAUAAAGAUGCUCAUAAAGAGGUCGAUAAGAGGAAAAGAAAAGCGGACGGUCCUGCACAGCAGCUUAACAAGUCAGAAAAAAGACGGAUAGUAAACAUAAAGGAGGAAGAGAUUGAUGUACCGGUGACCGUCAAGAAAGAAGGAGAGGAAGAAAUGCUUAUGGAUUAUUUCCAAUUAAAUGUAAACCUGGAAGAGUUAUAUAGAGAAUGGGGACUGGCAGACCCCCACUUCAAGCAUAUAUCCAACAUUUUCACAGGUAUUCGAAUGCUGCGCCAGAACCCAACUGAGUGUUUGUUUUCCUUCAUUUGUACCUCCAACAACCACAUUUCCCGCAUCCAGGGCAUGGUGGAUAACCUUUGCAGGUCCCUGGGCAAGCCACUGUGUGAGCUGGAUGGGACCACCUAUUAUGACUUCCCGUCCCUCUCGGCCAUUGCUGAUGACAAAGUGGAGGCGCUGCUGAGGGAUCUGGGUUUUGGAUACAGGGCUCGGUUCCUGCAGCAGAGUGCCAAACAAAUCCUGGAACAGCACGGGCCUGACUGGCUCCAGGGUCUGAGGAGGACUCCGUAUCUUCAGGCCCGGAACUCUCUGCGGUCUCUCCCUGGUGUGGGCCUCAAGGUGGCCGACUGUGCCUGUCUCAUGUCCCUUGACAAGGCGGAUGCUGUUCCCGUGGAUACACACAUUUGGCAGAUCGCUAAACGGGACUACAAAUGUGCCGCCGGCAGUACACAAAAGACCCUUACUGACAAAGUUAACAGAGACAUUGGGGAUUUUUUCAGGCAGCUAUGGGGUCCUUAUGCUGGCUGGGCACAAUCGGUUUUAUUCUGCGCUGACCUGAAAAAGUUUCAGAAGCUGAAAGAAAUGCCGUCAAUAAAGCUGGAAGAUGACAAGAAGGCUAGCCUGCCCCUUAAGAAGGCAAAGUUGAAGAUAAAAAACGAGAAACUAGAUCAAAUUGAAAAACCAACGUCAGUGUGCCACAAGAAAGCAAAGCUGGCCCCACAGGAUUGAUUCAUUUAUUAUAACAGAAUUUGUUUUUGUUUGAUUAUUUUUGUAUCCAUUAUUUUACUACCAAAAAAAAUCUGUUGAAUUGUCUUUGUUUCGAAAAACCUUUAAACCUAUAAAACCUAUAUUAAUAAAAUAAGUAUGUAU